UUUGCACUUGCAGAGCGAAAGCUUAUCUCCCCUUGGCCGCGGCCUAUCCACCCCGCACGCACGCACGCCCAUCAGCCACCGAAGCAGCCAGCCAUGGCGCUCUCCGUCUCCUCCCUCGCCUCCGCUUUCUCCCACCUCUCCCUCCCCUCCACCUCCGCUCCCCACCCGCCCCCUCUCCUACUCCGCCUCCUCCCGUCCCCGCACCGCGCCGCUCGCCUCGCCCUCUCCGCCUCCGCGGCCGACGCCGCCGAGCCGGUCGAGGCGGAGGCGCCGGCCGUGGACGAGGUGCUGGCGGUCGAGGCGGAGGCGGAGGAGGAUGCGCUCUCCGGAUUCGCGCUGCGCAAGUACGUGAAGCAGCGGCUGCCCGGGGGAUUCGCCGCGCAGCGGAUCACCGCCACGGGCCGCCGCAAGACGGCAUCCGCUCGCGUCGUGCUCCAGGAAGGCACCGGCAAGGUGUUCAUCAACUUCCGCGACGCCAAGGAGUAUUUGCAAGGAAAUCCAAUGUGGAUGGAGUAUUGCAAGGUCCCCCUUGCAACUCUAGGGUUUGAGAACAACUACGAUGUCUUUGUGAAAGUUCAGGGGGGUGGUCUCUCAGGCCAGGCCCAGGCUAUCUGCCUGGGUGUGGCGCGUGCGCUGCUGAAGAUCAGCCCCGCCAACCGAGUUCCUCUGAGGUCAGAAGGCUUGCUGACAAGAGAUACCCGUAUUGUCGAAAGGAAGAAGGCUGGUCUCAAGAAGGCGCGCAAGCGUCCCCAGUUCUCCAAGCGUUGAGGAGGAUACUUCAUUGUUGUUAGAAUCUCAUGUUCUGUGCCAUCUUUCCCCACGUGAAAAAAUCCCUCUUCUGUUGUUGUUCUGUGCUGGACGCCACAGAUUUGUAAUAUUCGUUUUCUGAAAGCAAUUUUCUUGAGGUUACAGAAGACAGUUCUCUUAUAAUCACUGUCCAAAUUUGACGUGGUUGCUCAAGCUCGAAGUCCACCUUCAGAUUGAGUGAGUGCGUGUAAUGUUCACUGCAAAAGCCAGAACUGGUACAUAUAUUUUCGUGGUAAUUUUUCAGGGUGA
Brachypodium distachyon (stiff brome) is the source of this 1056-nucleotide messenger RNA. RefSeq names its product 30S ribosomal protein S9, chloroplastic. Gene Ontology annotation, biological process: translation. The transcript has 2 exons. NCBI's taxonomy places the organism in Eukaryota, Viridiplantae, Streptophyta, Magnoliopsida, Poales, Poaceae. Gene Ontology annotation, cellular component: plastid small ribosomal subunit; mitochondrial small ribosomal subunit; ribosome. Bases 94 to 768 code for a protein of 224 amino acids. Gene Ontology annotation, molecular function: structural constituent of ribosome; RNA binding. The record is from RefSeq and is a predicted model, not a curated record.